Messenger RNA from Penicillium mononematosum, 753 nucleotides. Its product is annotated as SUR7/PalI family protein. The transcript has 4 exons. The record is from RefSeq and is a predicted model, not a curated record. Bases 1 to 753 code for a protein of 250 amino acids. Gene Ontology annotation, biological process: fungal-type cell wall organization; cortical actin cytoskeleton organization; septin cytoskeleton organization. Gene Ontology annotation, cellular component: plasma membrane; membrane raft; cell cortex. NCBI's taxonomy places the organism in Eukaryota, Fungi, Ascomycota, Eurotiomycetes, Eurotiales, Aspergillaceae.
AUGGGCUUCAGCAGAGCAACAUUGGGCUUCACAGGCCUGUUUUUCAUGGCAGCGUCGAUUUUGCUGAUCUUCCUCACUCUGUUGGGAGGUGUACGCAACACAAAUCCUCUGAACCAAAUCUACUUCCUGCAGGCGGACACCGGAAAUAUCCCAGGCGCACCGACAACCUCGCGUUGGACAUUCUGGAACAUCUGUGGAGUGACCAAUGGCAGGAAUGAUUGCGGAGAGACCCACGUGAAUUUCCCAUUCGACCCCCCAAGCCACCGUAACUUCGACACCACCGAAAAUGUCCCUCAGGAGUUUAUCGGAACGAAGCACUACUUCUUGAUGUCGCGGUUCAUGUUCCCCUUCCUCAUCAUUGGGCUGUUCUUCGCCGUCUGCUCUUUCUUCACCGGUAUGCUGGCUAUCUGCACCCGCAUUGCCAGCUACCUCUCCGGUUUCCUGGCCUGGAUCUCUCUGACUUUCCAGGUCAUCACCACCUGUCUCAUGACUGCUGUCUUUGUCCAGGGCCGUGACGCCUUCGAGAAUAACGGUCAGGACGCAUCCUUGGGUGUCAAGGCAUACGCCUUCAUGUGGACCGCAUCUGUCUGCCAGUUCCUUUCAUGCUUGUUGUACUGCCUCGGUGGUGCCGUCGGCCGGAAAGAUACUAGCAGUGGAUACAGUGGACGCAAGGAGCGUCGCCGUGGUUUCUUCUCGUCGCAGCGCUCAAACAGCGUGAGAAGCCAGAAGAAGGAGCCUAACAACUAUGCUUAA